This is a messenger RNA of Glossina fuscipes, 221 nucleotides long. RefSeq names its product COP9 signalosome complex subunit 7-like. The record is from RefSeq and is a predicted model, not a curated record. Gene Ontology annotation, biological process: COP9 signalosome assembly. NCBI's taxonomy places the organism in Eukaryota, Metazoa, Arthropoda, Insecta, Diptera, Glossinidae. The transcript has a single exon. Gene Ontology annotation, cellular component: COP9 signalosome. The annotation marks the transcript as partial.
AUAUUAUACACGGUAAACUUUUCCAAGAUCGUCGUUUCCUGGAAAUCGAUUAUGCCCAAGGUCGAGAUGUUCCACCUGGUUACAUCUCCAAGAUAGCAAAAACUUUAGAGGAUUGGGUGCAUUCCUGCGAAGCCAUUUACAACUGUCUUGACGCGCAAAUUCAAAUAGCCAAUGCGGAGAAGUCAAAGCGUUUAGAAAAAAAGAAAGAUAUCGAGCAAAAG